Messenger RNA from Rubroshorea leprosula, 1017 nucleotides. Lineage: Eukaryota; Viridiplantae; Streptophyta; Magnoliopsida; Malvales; Dipterocarpaceae. The record is from the annotation of a GenBank genome assembly.
ACGGCUUUCUCUCCCUAAACCCUCUUUUGGAAAGGAAAGGCUUCCUCAGCAACCGAACAAGAUAACGAUGAGUUAUUACAACCAGCAACAGCCUCCCGUCGGCGUCCCGCCUCCUCAAGGUUAUCCGCCGGAAGGGUAUCCCAAGGACGCAUAUCCGCCACCGGGAUAUCCUCCUCAAGGAUAUCCCCCGCCGGGAUAUCCUCCGCCGUACGCGCCUCAGUACGCCCCGCCACAGCCUCCUCCACAACAGCAAAGCAGUAGCGCUAGCACUGGCAUGUUGGAAGGAUGGUCAGUGUUCUUCCUUAUUCUAAACAUACGCGUAUUCGUAUAGUGUACAGAUUUGUGUCUCGAAUCUAGGUUUUUCCUGUUUUUUCAACGAGAAAAAGAAAAAUCUAGAUCUUAGUUGUUUUUUUUUAUCAGAAUCGGUCGAAUCCUAUUAAGAGAAACUAAGGAUGGCAACAGGUCCCAUGGGGGAGGGACUCCCUUCCCAUCUCCAUCUCCGUCAAUGGCGGGGACGGGGAUCCCGUGGGAAUUUUUUAUGGAGGGUAAAAAAUUGCCUCCGUCUCUAUCCCCGCGAAAAAUAAUAGGUCAUCCUCGCCAAAUAAAACUAUCACCUAUUUUACUGCUUUAUCUUUCAGGUCCCAUAAAACCCCUUUUUUGUAUUAACUUCCUAGCUGUUAGUUAUAUCAAUAUGUUACCAUCUAGCUCAAUCAUAAAAUUUCAGAAAAAGCAAUAGUAAAUAUAAUAACUGAACAAUGAGAAGGGCAACGCAAAGGACAAACUCAUCUCAGUCAGAGAUUCGAGUAAGUAUCAAUUAAGGUAGCACAAUCCAACGCUGCCCGAGUUAUAAUUAUUUUUAAAAAUUUAACAAGGCAAUAUGGCAUUGGAUACUAAAAAGAGACAUUCUUCGGUUGUUCUUUAUAUUAUCUGUAUUAUUAACAGGCAAAAGAGAAAUUGUAGUCAUAUAUAUUUUAAAUUAAAAUUCAUCACCAUAGAAAAUGAAAAGAUAUUCAAAAU